This is a messenger RNA of Astyanax mexicanus (Mexican tetra), 8981 nucleotides long. RefSeq names its product ITPR interacting domain containing 2 (gene itprid2). The transcript is spliced from 18 exons. The record is from RefSeq and is a predicted model, not a curated record. Gene Ontology annotation, molecular function: signaling receptor binding. Bases 1126 to 5013 code for a protein of 1295 amino acids. NCBI's taxonomy places the organism in Eukaryota, Metazoa, Chordata, Actinopteri, Characiformes, Acestrorhamphidae.
UGAGUCUCCGUGUCGCUCACUGAGUCAAUAAAGCAUUCCUUCACUAUCACUGCUGCUCCCUGAGCCUCCGUCUUAUCAGAGCAGUGCUGCAGUUCUCUCAGAGCUGGAGGGACAAGGGGACGUAUACUCAGUACUGGAGGGACAGGGGACGUAUACUCAGUUCUGGAGGGACGGUGGACGUAAAAAAAGCACUGGACGAUUUGUGGAUAUACACCAAUUUCUGGAUGGUUGGUGGAUGUUUGCUCAGUGCUGUGCAGGCAGGGGGACGUAUGCUAAGUACUGCAUAGUUGGUGGACAUACAGUUGUUCUGGACAGUUGUUGGACAUAAACCAAGUACUGGACAAUUGGUGGAUAUACACCAAUUUCUGAAUGGUUGCUGGACGUACGCUAAGUACUGGACAGUUGGUAGACAUACACAUGGACAUACACAUAGUGCUGUAGGGUCAGGUGGACAUACACUAAAUACUGGACAAUCGGUGGACAUACAGGAUGUUCUGGACGUUGGUGGACGUACACUAAAUUCUGGACGGUUGGUGGAUGUACGCUAAGUACUGGAUAUACAUCAAUUUCUAGACAGUUUGAGGACAUACACUAAGUACUGGAUGGUUGCAGGACAUAUGCAUGGACAUACACAUAAUGCUGUAGGGUGAGGUGGACAUACUGCAGGUUCUGGACAGUUGUUGGACAUACACUAAGGACGUACGCUCAGAGUUAGAGGGACAGGGGACGUACGGUUAGCUCUUAGCUAAAGGGAAAGGAAGCUAACUCAGUCUUGAGAGUUUGGUGGAUGUAUACUUUGUCCUGGAGACACAGAGGACGUAUUAUUAGUGCUGUGGGGACAGGGGACAUACAGGGACAUACGGGUGUCUCAGUCCUGGACGUUUAGUGGACGUACGCUCAGUGCUGGAGUCUCUGAGCUGGAGUUUGAUCUGUGUCCGGAACUACAGCGGCUCUGGUGUUGUGUAACGUGGACAGAGCUCAGGGCUUCAGCGUGCGUUCAUUACCCGCGUGUGUGUGUGUGAGAGUGUGUGUGAGUGUAUGAAUGUGUGUGUGUGUGCGUGUGUGUGUGUGUGUGAAUGUGUGAAUGUGUGUGUGUGUGUGGGGUAGCUGCAGGCGAGUGUGUGGAUGAAGGUCUCGGCGGAGAGUGACGGCAGUGUUCUGACUCCUCUCGGAGCUUCUUUGGAUGAUCAGAGCAGCACUCCGUCCAAAGGACUUCCGAAGAAUGGCUGCAGCUUUGAAGAUGACUUGUCCUUGGGUGCUGAGGCCAAUCAUCUCCAGAGCAGCAGUACGAAGCCUGAUGAUCCCGGCUUCAGCAUGCCAGCCAAGGAGAAGAGGAGUCAGUUCAGACAGAAAGGCCGGAGCAUGAACUCCACCGGCUCAGGGAAGAGCAGUGGAACCGUCUCCAGUGUGUCGGAGUUACUGGAUCUGUAUGAAGAGGACCCGGAGGAGAUCCUGUAUAACCUGGGCUUCGGGCGAGAGGAACCGGACAUCGCCUCCAAAAUCCCCUCCCGCUUCUUCAACGCCUCGUCCGGCGCCAAGGGCAUCGACAUCAAGGUGUACCUGGGAGCGCAGAUGCAGCGCAUGGAGCUGGAGAACCCCAACUACGCCCUCACCAGUCGUUUCCGUCAGACAGAAGUUCUGGCCACGGUGGCGAACGUUUUCUCCGAGAUCUACUCCCAGGUUUCGGGCCGGCCGCUCCAGAAGAUCGGCACCAAGGAGGCGGAGCCUAAUGAGCCCCUCCCCCUGAGGAGCAAUAGCUCCGCCCUCAACGCGGUGAAGAUCCUGAAGAAGAGCCUGACUCGCCCGAACCUCCUGAACUCUGCGGAGGGAGGAGCGUCCGCUCAGUCCGGCGGGACGUCCAGCACUGAGGGGACGGAGAGGGGACAUCCUCAGGACCCUCAUUCCGACUCGGAGCACAAACCUCCCAAAGUUUUCCGUAAGAAAGACUCCUCCUCUCCUCUCGCCACGGUAACGGAGGAGUCGGUUCAGCUCUCUCCUCAGGGUGGAGUAAAUGGGGUUGAGGUGGAGUCGGUGGUGGUUAAUGGGGACUCCUCUCCGGUGGUGGUCAGUGUUAUAGAGGUUUCGGAGCAGAGCGACGGCGUUCAGGCCGGUGAAGCUGGAGAUCAGCAGAAGAGCGUCUCCUCGUCCACGCCGGACAGAGACGUCUGCUCCCUGCUGCCCAAUCCGCACAUAGCUCACCUCCUCAACCAACCACGCGACUCCUUCGAGAUGGAGGAGCUGCAGAGUAUUGAUGGGGAGGCUGUGUGCGGGACUCGCUGUAUAUCUAGAGCCGGCAGUGAGAGUUUAUUAAGAACAGCCAGUCAGCAGUCAGACAGCAGCGGCUUCGCUGAAGAUCCUUCAACAGACGGUUCUGCUAAUUACCUGAAGGUCCAGGAGAGUUCGGACAGCUGCGACAGCGAGACGACAGUGACCUCUCAUGCAGGAGGAGUCACCACACCUGUAGCUUUGGACCACCCUGCUUUCGAGAAGCUUCAGGGUGAGGAAGAUGAUCUACUGCCUGGCUUGGGACCCUUUGGCUUGGCUGGAGUGGCAGAGGACAUUCCUGACUACAUGGCCCAUCAAGUCCCGAGACAACAGGUCACGGAGACGGACGUACAGGGUUCUGGAGUCUCGUCCCUGGUGCCGUCCGAUAGACUAGAAAGUUCUGCAAUGGAGACGAGCUCAAGCAUUGAGUCUGGGUCCACCGUGACUGUAGAGUCGGAGGAUCUGGAAUCCAGUACAGGCGCUGAUGUGGAGACCUCUCCCGAAGGCGAAGUCAGUUCAACUACUGAGAAUGCUUCUUUAGCGUCAGCGAAAGAGCCGGCAGUGGUACCGUGGCAAAAGCAAUUUCCAGAGUACAGAAGAGGCAGAGAUCAGAACCUGAGCACUUCGGAAAGGGUUCGGCACGCUCUACUUCGGGCUGAGCAAAGGUCGUCUUCGAUGUGCGACGAUCGAGUCGGCCGAGUUUGGAUCCGGAGGAAGGAUCUGCUUAAGGAGCUUGAAGUCGAGACUAGAAACCCACUGCGAAGGUCAAGUUCCCUUCCGAACUCCUUGCUCGGCCCAACCCGGGUCGUUUCCUCAAUGCGUAUCCAGCUGGGUCAAGGUUCGGUUCGACACUGCACCCCUCCGUGCUAUAGCUACAAAUAUGAGGAGGGACAUGAGGGGGACGAGGUCGAUUCCAUCGCAGAGGAAGAUGACGAAUAUCCAGAGGAAGCCCAGUCGAGAUGCAGGUCCUCUUUGCUCGUCAAGCAAGCAUCCACCGAUUGUGAAUCAACUGGACUACCACCGUAUGGAAUGCCCCCGUACCCACUAAACGUGCCGCAGCACCUGACCCGGUCAGCCAACUCUCUCUACAGCACUCCCGCUGAUUGGCCUUUAAGACGCCUUGCAGAAGGUCCUUCAUGGAGCACCAGCAGUGUCCCAGAUUUGACCAACCCUGCAACAAUGCCUCAUGUUCCUCCAGCUUCUCAACAAGGCAACCAUCACCACCAACACUUGCCUCAUUACAGAGCGGGUGCAGGUUCAGCUUACCACCCUAACAAAGCUGGUAGCUACCCAAGUCAUGGUGCCACCCCAGGCUCCUUCAACAGUCCACCUACUCACCAGUAUACCCCAUACGCCCAUCUGCAAGACCCAUCGUCAAUCCCUCACUCGCUUCACACGCCACCGCACGGUGUCCCUUACCCCCAUCCAAACAUGCCUUCAUACUUCCACCCCCACAGCGCCCCCUAUGGUCCACCAGCACCACCAAUGCAUUCCCCGUACCACCCUCCACCUCCUCUGCACGCCCCCUACGGUUCCACGUUCAAUCUGCACGGAAGUCUGUACCACCCGUACUCGCCUCUCUCGCACUCGCACAGCGCCCCUCAUAAUCUGGGCUAUAAUAAUACCGCACCUUACCACCCACACGGGCACUACCAGUGUACCAGCCCGUUCACUCCUCCUCCGCCUGCCCAGUUCCCACCGUACGACACCGCGACCCCUCCACCUGCGAUGGGCAGCACGGAAAUGCAGCUGCGAAGAGUUCUGCACGAAAUCAGAGGAACUGUUCAGAGCCUCAACCAGAGCCCUUCGGUCCCGCGGGAGGGCACGCCCCUGGGAACGCAGAGUCCCCACCAGCCCAUCCAACCACUAUAUGAGGAGCUGCAGAUGCGGCGCAGGAGUCUGAACGUCUUCAGGACUCAGAUGAUGGAUCUGGAGCUGUCUCUGAUGAGGCAGCAGUCUAUGGUCUACCAGCACUUCGGUUCUGAUGAGAGGAGGGAGGCGGAGCAUCUGCUGAGGCUGAGAGCUGCAGUCCGGCAGGAGCUUCAGGAUCUGGAGCUUCAGCUGGAGGAUCGACUGCUGACCAUCAACGACCAGCAGCGCUCCACUCAACACAGCCGACUCUGCCGCCACCCACUGGGCAUGUCGAGAGGUCACAGCAUGGACAGCCUGUCCAGCUCUUCUGCCCUCAGGGCCAUGGAGCCGGUGACGGAUCUGUUGCGGGAGCAGCUCUAUCUGCAGUCUGAGUUGGGGUAUGACGGAGCUCUGAGCGCCGCCGGGACCCCCCUCUCCGGACGCUCGUCCCGAGCCGAGAGCCCGUCCCGAUCCACCAGGACCUCCGGCCGCUGUAGCCCCGCCCCCCAGAGAGGGGGCGUGUACCGUUCCACCGUCAGCAUCACCCCCAGCGUCCCUCCACGGCCGGGGGCGGAGCUUAGCCAGCCUGCAACAGGGGAGGUCCAGGAGGAGACCACGCCCCCCCACCUGAACCCUGAUCCCUCAGAGGUCAGAGCUCAGAGAGGGGAGUGUCUUAGUGCCUCACCUAUGGAGGAGCAGGAGAGCACAGCCAAUGAGGACCCUCAGAGUCUGGGGGAGGGAGGAGGGGGAGGAGGAGGACACGCCCACCUGCAGCAGCUCAUCCAGGAGAUAAAGCAGAGUCUGGCUGAGGAGAUCAGACAAGAGAUAGUGAACGAGCUUCUGGCCGCCGUGUCGCCAAGACCGUCUUCCAGAGCAUCACGAGAACCUCCACCCUGAUGAUGGAGAGGAGAGGCAGCUGAAGAGGAAGAGGAGGAGGAAGAGGAGGAGGGAGAGGAGGAGGAAGAGGAGGAGGAAGAGGAGCAGGAAGAGGAGGAGUGCUGUGAAAGUGAACUGCUGAGUGAACACUGAUGAAGCCGUGCACUGAGAUCAGCUCAACGUCGCCCCCUGUGUUCAUCACACACUACUGCAGGAAAUACCAUCAUCAUCACCGUCAUCAUCACCUUCACCCCUAAUCUGCUUCCUACUGUCUGAUCCCACACUACUGUAGCUCCGCCCCCCAUCAGACACACCUCCACCUGCUCCAAACCACAAGGGGCAGCAGAGAGCACCACCUGCCCAGAGUUUAUUAACACCUACACUCUCAAAACCUGUCCAAACUGAUUUUAGAUCUAGUUAUAUGUUUAUAAUAUGUAGUAUAAUAUAUGAGUGUUACAUUUAACACACCUGUGUAACAAGUGAUGACACACACAGUGUAAUAAUUAGCUCAAAUAACAGUUUUAGGAUUCAAAUAUUGGCACAUUUUCUUUAGAAGGUAGCAAUAAUAAAUAAAAGCAAUCAAAUCUCAAUAAAUAUUGGACACAAUAAAUAAAUAAUAAUAAAUUAAUUAAUCCAUAAAUCCAUAAUUAUCUCUACUUUGUAUUUCCUAAAUGUCACAUAGAAAAAUUACGUCUCAAAUUUGACCUAUUUUCACUUUUUAACAUAAUGUGAAUCUGGCAUCUAUACAUUGCCUUAGAGUUUCAUAAUGAAUGAACCAAUAGAAAUGCUUCAAAAGUGUCUUGGAAUGAAAUUAUUUUCCAUUGACUUCCAUUCAUGAAUGAAAUGUUUUACAUUUAGUUAUAUUCUUAUUAAAAACAUUUCACAUUGACUUCCAUUCCCAUUGAAACUUUUUCAGAUUGACUUCUGUUGAAACUUAAGAUUUUUCUUCUGCUGUAAAUUGCAUUUUGGAGAUACACUACAUGGACAAAAGUAUUCGGACACCUGCUCAGUGAUUUAUUAAUUAAAUCUGGCAGAUGUUAUUUAUAUUAUAUUGACCAAUAUAAAUGUUUUUGUCCAACUUCUGUCAUUUUACAAUUUAUAUAAACAAAAUAAAUAUACAAUAUAAUUAUGCUUAGAGUUAAAUAAAUUGGCGUUUUUACCAAUAAAUAAAAUAUUUUGGAGAGCUUAGGUGUUUCUAAACUAUUGGCAGUGUUGGUAAACUCCUCUAUUGACUCUACUCACUUAUCUAAAGCCACUUUCUGGACACAACUGCUGAAGCUCCACCACCAGCAACACCAGCUCCGCCAUCAUCUCCACCACCAUCUCCACCACUAGAUCCACCAUCAGCCUCAUCAUCAGCUCCACCAACUUCUUCACCACCAUUAGCUCCACCACAAGCUCCACCGUUAUCUCCACCAACAUUUCCAUCAUCAGCUCCACCACCAGCUCCACCAUCAUCUUCAGGACUUUCUGCGGGACCUACAACCAGACUCCGCCUUCUUGCUGUUGGGUUGGAUGCUCCUGAAAAGGUGUUGGAAAAAAACAUUUACGUUAAAAAUGUGCUAAUUUUUCAAUCCAUUCAAUCCUCUACAGUUUUGCUGGCUGUCACUUUAUAUUGAAUUUCUGAAUUCCAUGAUGAAUGGACCAAUAGGAACUCUUUAUAUUGAAUCUGAACUAUAGUAAAAACCUUUGGAUUUUUAUACGUUUUUCCACAUCCUGGGAUUUAUUUUUUACUGGGAGUUUUCACUGAAACAAAUUUUGGGAUGCAAAUCUUUUUAUUCAUACAACUUUCAGUAUAAACAAACCUCCUGUGAAUUAGCUCCGCCCACUGCGAAGGGGCUUGGUCUUGUCUUUCAUUUCACGCCCUUGUGCUGCAUGUGAUGUCCUCAUCUCGAGUCCUGUUGGGACGGGAUUAGUUAUUAGUCUAACCGGAGGAGGUGGAGUAAUGUCAUUUUACUACAGGAUGACUGAAGUCUCAGUAUAAACGACUGUAAAUGAGAUGGGAGUGGCUACUUGAUUUAUGUACUUCCAUCACCUCUAAACAAUUAAAACAUAAGUAAUUACAAUCAAUCUUAAGAAGUUUUUAAAAAAUCAUCAGCUACAUGUUUAUAACAUUUAUGUAAACUCUAGGCUAAAUGCUAAAUUUUAGCUACCUAAAACUGCAUAAGCCCCGCCCCUUUUGGGGAGUCUUUUAGCUCGUCUUCUGGAUUUCCAAACAACCUUCAGAGUGAUCUAUACUCGAUUCGACCUGAUUAUCAAAUGUACUCCUUAUGUUUGCGCUAAACUAAACAGCUGUUCAGGUGCAGUUUAACCUGAUUUAUUGAGCAGCUAAUGUUUACCACAACAUUGUAUUGAUUGUAUUCAGUGUUUAAAAUUUCCCCAACAUCCCCAAAUAUUAGGAUAUUUUCGAAGGUUAAAGAUUAAGAAAGCCCAGAUGUUUGCGUCUUCAUUAACUUUAGAGAAAGUGCUUUUCCACGUGGGAGUAAUGUGCGUAAUCUGCAUGCUCUAAGACUCUAAACAGGGCUGGGUUUGAAUAUAGCAUUGCAUAACAAUGACAUUGCUAUGUCCAAUGAAAGCUAAAGAACGCUGCAUUGACCUGUGAGAUCUGUGGGCAUGGGAUGAAGGCAAGGACUGUUUCAGACAGACGCCGCCGGUCACCAUCAUUGCACUGUCCACUGUGGGUGGUAAUAAUAGUUGUGGCAUAGGAUUUUGUAUUCAUCGUAUUCAUUGUAUUCAGUGUUAAAGCAGCUUAACACUGCACAAAAUUAUUGCAUUCUGAUCUGGAUCACAGAAUCUUCCUGUAUUUACUUUCUAGCUCCGCCCCAGAUAGGUCCGACCAAUCAGCAGAGAGAUCAUGUGCUCACAUUUUUUGUUUGUUUUUUUUUCACGCAAUUUUGCCAUUUAUUUUGCAAUUCACAACCAGACUAAACGCCUUCUUGAGCUCCUACAUAGUUCAGAAAAGCAGUAAAAACUCAUUUUCACUCUUAUUUGAUUAAAUAUUUACCUUUUACUUUGAUUUGCACUCGAUUAAUACAAUAUAAAAGUUGUUUUAUCCCACCUCCUCAACAUAAUCCCAUCCCAACAGGGCUUGAGUUGAUGGUUUUCAUGAUUUAUUUUUUAUUUUUACCACAACGUUUCUAAGAAUCGUCCAUAUUAAGGUUCUUUAGGGCUUCUGAAAAGUGUUUUUUCUCCACUGAAUGUUGAAUGUUAAAUACUCCUUCACUUCAAAAUGUCUUUAUAUAAGAGUAGCACCAAGAUAUUUACCCUGAAAACCUACUAAAGUCUGUGUACCGCAGGUUCUUCUCAUCUGAGGAACCUGAGAAAAGAUGCUUUUAUCCCAGUUUUCCACGAAAGCAUUAUAGUGUUAAGACGAUAUCUAAUAUAUGUUGACCUGUGAAUAAUUGUGAUCAUUUUCUGAUCGUGAUUUUGUGUUAUAAAUAUGUGUUUUAUUUGGUUUUCUCAUCAUUUUUCUACAUUCCAAGUUGGGAGAGGCUGCAGAUAUCUGGUCAUGUUCUGAAUGGUACCUGCCUUCUGAUUUAUUUUAUUUUAUUUAACUUUUCUUUUGUUUUUCCAGUGAAGCUCCUUUAUAAUUCUAUAAUUCUGUAUUUCUGUAUUUCUGUAAUUCUGGGCUGUAUUUAAUGUGUUUAUAUUGAUUUAAUUGUGGUUCCACUCGUGUUCUGCUGCGGUGAAGGUGGCCAGGCUUGACGAUCGCACUGUGGGUGAUGGUGAAAGUGUUUUUUUGUGUGUUUGUGUGUUUGUGCGAGUGUUUGAGUGUGUUUUUGUGAAAAUUGAGAAAAUGUACGAUACGAAUGAUCGGUUGUCUACUGUAAUCCGACUGAGUUUCUAAUGCAGCCUCUGUGAGGUACUAAACGUGCAAUACGUUCCACUUUUUCCACUUGAACUGACCAGUCACAACUGCUGUUUAUAGGCCGAAUAAACGAAUAAAUAGAUUUAUAAAUAAAUCAAUCAAUAAACAAGAAAAAAAACAC